UACGAAAAAAUCCUGAAUUACAUCCAGAUCGGCAAGGACGAAGGCGCGGAAGUUUUGACGGGCGGCGAGGCGCAGACGAACGCAGGUGUCGAAGAAGGCUUCUACGUUCAGCCGACCUUGCUCAAAGGUCACAACAAAAUGCGUGUUUUCCAAGAGGAAAUCUUCGGUCCGGUGACUUCGAUCACGACUUUCAAAGACGAAGCCGAAGCCAUCGAGAUCGCCAACGACACGCUUUACGGUCUCGGCGCGGGCGUUUGGACACGCGACGCGCACCAGCUUUACCAAGUCCCGCGCGCCAUCAAAGCCGGACGCGUCUGGGUCAAUUGCUAUCACAAUUACCCUGCCCACGCGCCUUUCGGCGGCUACAAAAAGAGCGGUUUCGGCAGAGAAAAUCACAAAAUGAUGCUCGACCACUACCGCAACAACAAAAAUAUGCUCGUUUCCUACGACAAGAAGGCGUUGGGCUUCUUCUAA
Molecule: messenger RNA, 474 nt
Organism: Lymnaea stagnalis (great pond snail)
Lineage: Eukaryota; Metazoa; Mollusca; Gastropoda; Lymnaeidae
Source: the annotation of a GenBank genome assembly